Drepanopeziza brunnea f. sp. 'multigermtubi' MB_m1 is the source of this 759-nucleotide messenger RNA. RefSeq lists its product as uncharacterized. Lineage: Eukaryota; Fungi; Ascomycota; Leotiomycetes; Helotiales; Drepanopezizaceae. The record is from RefSeq and is a predicted model, not a curated record.
AUGAGCUAUUCCACCAGUUCCCUCUCCCUCUGCAGCUCUCACAUCGUUCGGUACGAUAAAAUCUCAAUUUCUCAAGCCCAGGAUCUCCAGUCUCCGACUCCAGGCCAGCCCAGGAAAGGCCUCCGCCACCAGCAGGGUCGAGAACAGAGAAUUCGCCGGCGAUAUGCUUCAGAAAGCCUGGAAUCCGCCAAUAUCCCUACACCAGAAAUCAUGCAGGGAAAUUCGUCAGAUUCAGCCGCGUCUCUCACACAGAGAAGUCCUCCGCCCACAAGCCUCGCGCCGACGGGAGCAGAGCUCUGCAGGGUCUACACCUUUGGCAGGUCAGAUGGUCAGGGAGUAUACUCAGAUGGAAGAAGGGAUGUCUCGGAAAGAACUCCUCCGCUCAUCUCGCAUUUCGAAUCUUCUUCUACAGAGGGACAGAAAGACAGAAACCUUCCUUCCAAGCCUCAAUCAAAGCCUCCCCACAAGCCUAACCCAAACCAAACUAACAACCAGUCCAGAAAUCCAAGGAGCCCCGAUCCACGAAUCCACAAAUCCAAGCCAGCCAACCUACCAGCCAACCCAACCGAGCCAAUAAUUCGAUCCCAAGAAGACACCGUCUACCAUACCAUAUCAUACCGCACCACGAAUCCUCCUCUCCCUUUCUCUCUCCUUUUCGCCUCCCUCCCUAUCCCCAUCCCCAUCCUCCUUUCGAUUCGUUUCGUUCCUCGAAGACGAGAGAGAUCAGCUAGCCACGAACAAGAACGAGAACAGGAAUAA